This is a messenger RNA of Dentiscutata erythropus, 419 nucleotides long. NCBI's taxonomy places the organism in Eukaryota, Fungi, Glomeromycota, Glomeromycetes, Diversisporales, Gigasporaceae. The record is from the annotation of a GenBank genome assembly.
GUUGUAAUGGAAAUGGUGCUUCAGUUGGAAGAUUUGCAAGACAAUGGGGUUUAGGAAUUGGUACUCCUAAUUCUCUUGAAAGACAACAAAUUAGUGAUCGAAUAGAACAAUCAUCAGGAUUUAAAGGAUGUAUUGGAUAUUUAGAUGGUACUGAUGUUGUACUUGAAUACAAACCUUCAGAAGAUGGCUCAGUUACUGAUUCAACAGCAUAUAAAUCUACACCAUUAUUUAAUAAAGUUGACAAAUUUUUUAGUCAAAAUGAAUAUUUGCUUGCAGAUUGUGGUUAUCAACUUACUCCAACUACAAUAACUUCUUAUAAACAACCACAAGCAAGUAUUUCUAAAAAUACUUUUUUUAAUGAAAUGCUUGCUAAAGAACGUGUUAAAAUUGAACAUGUAAAUGGAAUUUGGAAAGGAUGA